Messenger RNA from Penicillium vulpinum, 1467 nucleotides. RefSeq names its product 60S ribosomal eL39 domain-containing protein. Lineage: Eukaryota; Fungi; Ascomycota; Eurotiomycetes; Eurotiales; Aspergillaceae. Gene Ontology annotation, molecular function: structural constituent of ribosome. Gene Ontology annotation, cellular component: cytosolic large ribosomal subunit; ribosome. The record is from RefSeq and is a predicted model, not a curated record. Bases 1 to 1188 code for a protein of 395 amino acids. Gene Ontology annotation, biological process: translation. The transcript is spliced from 5 exons.
AUGGAACCAAUGCUAUGCCCAACUUCUGAUCCCCAAAGCCGUGAUCUGGAGGGCGACUUCCCGCUAGACGGAAAGGACCUUGAUUCCGUCACGGACGAGGCUCUGAUAGCCCUUCUUGAAUCUGCUCCUGCGCUGCACGACCUCGGCUCCACAAAAGUUGUCCGACUCUCACGGCAUUUGGUGAUGAAAGGCGGCGGCAGUGUCCUACCAUGCGAAGCAGAGAUGCUCAAUUUCGUUGCCUCUAAAACUGGCAUUCGAGUUCCACGAGUCCAUCGCUCAUUUCAAGUCGAAGAUAGGACGCAGUAUUUUCGCACGAGAGGAUACAUUGUGAUGGAUUUUAUCGCAGGAAAACCCCUCGAUAAUUAUUGGCCCGACUUACCCUACGACAACCAAAAACAAAUCGCUAUGCAGAUUGCAGACAUGAUCAAAGACAUGCAGUCUGUUGUAAUCUCACAGCCAGGCCCCCUUGGUGGUGGGAAAUUUCGUGGCCGAUUCUUCACAGAUUAUAGCGCCGGUCCGUUUAAGGACAGUGCUGAACUUCAAGGCUGGUUUAACCACAAGCUUGAUAUCUGCAAGCACGUGAACCAAUGUCCCAAGGAUAUCCCUCCAUUUCGAUUCACCACCUUUGUCCUUACCCAUCACGACAUAAGUCCUCGAAACCUGAUCCUAGACCCCAAUGGAAAAGUGUGGUUGAUUGACUGGGCCAAUGCCGGUGCAUAUCCUCCCGUUUUUGAAAGUGCUGCGUUACUGGCUCAACAGUUUUUCACCGACUUCAAUGAAGCAGUUUUGUCUGUGUUUCCACGGUUCCCGGAGGAAGAACUGCAACUCGAUUCAAUUACAUAUGGUCCCACAUCACCUGACCCAACCGAAGCGAAAAGCCAAGCCCUGCCGCACACAAAUCAUCCACAUCCGAAGGUCGACCACUUCAUCCGUCCAUCCAACAAGCUCGCCGUCGCGAUCAACCCUUCAAGAUGCCGGUAUGUUACCACCCUGUUCGCGCCAUUUUCGAAAAAUACUUUCGCCAUCAUCGCCAUCACCAGCAACAAGACCUUCCGCACCAAGCAAAAGCUUGCCAAAGCUCAGCGUCAGAACCGCCCCAUCCCCCAGUGGAUCCGUCUGCGCACCGGCAACACCAUCAGAUACAACGCCAAGCGCCGACACUGGCGUAAGUCGACCCUGAAGGUCUAAGCGGACCCUCAGUAUUUGCACCCUCCGUCCGGCCAUUCUCAAAAGCCCCAGUUCAGCUCGCGAUGUCAUAUGGCAACCAAAGUGUUUCUGUGCGGGGUGGUUCAAGGGUUUUUGAUUAUUUCGAAACCCUCUUCAUGAUGUGACGCCCACAACCGAAUUUCGAACAACAUGCCUUCACCAUGAACUUGAGAGCGCUAGUGGAUGUGGAACUACUCUUGAGUGCAGUUGCAAACAAAAAUUCAAAAAUUCAAUCUUGAUCCGGGUCUUGCUUUGGGUUGU